This is a messenger RNA of Mercenaria mercenaria, 3752 nucleotides long. RefSeq names its product regulator of G-protein signaling 3-like. Gene Ontology annotation, molecular function: GTPase activator activity. Lineage: Eukaryota; Metazoa; Mollusca; Bivalvia; Venerida; Veneridae. The transcript has 7 exons. Bases 213 to 1706 code for a protein of 497 amino acids. The record is from RefSeq and is a predicted model, not a curated record.
AGAAUAUAGUUAUCAUGUGUUACGAUAAAAAGCAUAGAUCUGUUAUUUGAAAGUUUAUAACAAUUACCAGUUAUUUUCAUACUUUUGGAUUCAAAAUGGAUUCUCCCAAUUAGUUUGUGAAUCAGGUAGUUCUACUAACUUGGCCAAAAGGUCACACAGUAGCAGAGAAAACGGUAUAAUUGAUGGCACUUGUAAGAUAUUGAAAAUUAAGGAUGGCACGUUACCGAGGCCGAACUCGACCGUUCUGUGUUCCAACAACAGCAGCUAAACACAGCAAUGACAAGGAAGAUUCUGGUAUCCACAUGGAUGAUCAAGGGUCGCCGAUAUCUCCUGUGAUAUCUCCAGUAAGAACAGCAGUGUCCCCAGUCUUUCCUAUCAUCUCUGCAGGGUCAAGGCCAGCAAGGUCAGAGGGAGAUGUUGUCAGCAUGAGACAUGGGGUCACCGUAACCAAAAUCCCAAAAAAUAAAAUAGACAAUACAGUGGUUCCAAAGCCUCAUAACAGAAGAUUUACAGAAGAUCCAGUUACACAGAAAAGUAUAAGUUCUGUAGUUAAACAAACUGAAGGCAUACAGUUAGAUGAGAGUGAUUUAACUAACAAAAGAGUGACAGAUGAAAUACAGAAAUGCAAUAUAGAUAGGAGAGGUAGAAAUAGACCUAGACUGAGCUUACCUGUGCCAGUGACACUUCGUGUUGAUGAAGACGAAGGUCUUGAUGUAGGAGAUAGUAAUUCAGACUUGUUUAUAGCUAGCUCACAGGAAUGUCUGCAAGACAGUAGUAAACAAAAGCAGAACAACCUUGAUAAAGAUCUGUUGCAUGUCGAUACAGAGGAAUCUUCAGGAGAAGAAAGUUCUGAUUCAGAAAAUGUAGAGUUUUCAGUAAGCAGUGAAACAGAAGGUAAAACUGCUGAGCAUGUCAAACGGUCUAAAGUAAAAGACUCCAAAAAGAAAAAGUUACAAAGUCUGCUACCAUUAUUAAAACGAAGUCAGAGUCUUGGAUGUAACACAGAUUUAGUUCAGGAAGAUUCAGAACAUGCUAAGCAAUGUAUGGAAGGAAAACUGUCAGUGGAUAAAAUGCGAGAGGCAGGUGAUGUAAAACGAAUGAUUCAUAAAACAUGCAGUGCUGAUGCAGCCAUGAUGGCCACAGACGUUCUUCCUAUUGACCCGCAGGAAUUUGUGAAAAAUAAACAAAAAUCUUCAAUAGCAAAGAACAUGCGUAAAAAGUUCCAGAAGUUAAAGAGACGCAAUACAGAUUCCCUACUUGGUGCUGCAAUUUUGAGCGUAAGGGGUACAACGAAAAUCACUCAAUCCAAUGCAAUAGAAUGGGCAACUUCAUUUGAAGCUUUACUCUAUGAUAAAAAUGGUUUAGAAAUGUUCAGGAACUUCCUAAAGUCAGAGUUCAGUGAAGAAAACAUUGAGUUUUGGGUAGCCUGUGAAGAAUUCAAGACAGUUCGGACAAAUAAGCUUGUAUCUAGAGCACAAAAAAUUUACAGCGACUUUAUAGCUAUCAAAUCACCAAAACAGGUAAAUCUUGAUUCAAAAACAAGAUUACAGACAGUGACGAGCUUGGAAAACCCAACACGAGAUAUAUUCAAAGAAGCACAGAAACGUAUACAGUUCCUUAUGGAAAACGACUCUUACAAACGAUUCAUUGAUUCAGAUGCGUAUAAAUAUUUGAUUCGCAGAAAUUCUAGUACUGACGGAAGAUGAAGGAAAACAGGGACUUGAUAAUGAUAUUACCAAGGCUUUGUAAGCUACUAUAGACCAGAUAUCUAUCUGGAUACUGUACUUUGGGAAAUCUUUGCAGAGAUAAACCUUGGCUAAAUAUACCAAAACCCAUCAAGUAAUUUGGUUUCCGCAAUAUUCAUCAUUUUACAUACCUAAGAAUAAAUUGUCCUAAAAUAACAAGUUCUGUUAUGUUACUAUUUAUAGUAAUGUAUAUAGGUUUUUCUUUGAUCUUUUCUGGAUAAUACCGGUAUAUUUAACAGUAAUAUGAUUUUGAUAUAGACUGUAAGGGGUCUUUGUGGCUGAGUGGUUGAAGUUGCUGACUUUGAGUUAAUUGCCCCUAACCAUUGUGAGCUGGAACUUUGCUUAAGGUGUAAAAUUCUUUCGCAAGAGAAAACCAUCAAGCUGGCUUAUGGAAGGUUAGUAGUUCUAUCCAGGUGCCUGCCUGUACCUAAAAUAAUGCCCAGUAGAUUUUCUAGGAGUUUUCUCUACCACCUAAAGCUUGAAAGUUGUUUUAUUACCUAAACUCGUGUCUAUGUUACUUAGAAUCCAACAAAACAAAUAACAUGAACUGUACCAACAUUGUAUGUUAUAAGGAUUAAACUGAAAGUUUUAUAACAUGUAUGAACAAGAGCUCUGCCAAGCGAGGCAAUAUACGCUCAAAGGGUUAUAUUAGAUGAGGACAGAAGCCAUAUUUAAAGGAAAAGCAAAAUUUAAUAAUUUUUUAUUUGGUGCGAGGUGUGUGGGGCCUAUAUUCCAAGUUUCAAGACAAUACCUUUAAUAUUUUUCAAUUAAUGCUCUGGACACAAAGUAUGAUGGGCAUAUUUGACCUUGACCUUUGACCUACCACCCUGGUUCAUGCACUUUUCACAUCAUCUCAUCACCACCUACCUACAUCCCAACUUUGAAAUCAGUACCUUGAAUGGAUAAUAAUUUAGGCUCUGGACACUUAUUGAAAUACAGAUCUGACAUUUGAGCUCAAAUUAUGACCUUGACCCUAAACCUACAGACGAGGUUUAUGUUCUCUGCACAUCAUCUCAUCACCACCUACCUACAUGCCAAGUUUGAAGUCGAUACCUUGAAUGGUUAAUAAGUAAUGCUCCGUUCAUGAAAUAGGGCAGAUUUGAGCUUAAUUUGUGACCUUGACCUUUGACCUACAGACCUGGUUCGUAUGCUUUGCGCAUCAUCUCAUUGCCACCUACCUACAUGCCAAGUUUGAAGUCAAUACCUUGAGUGGUUAAUAAGUUAUGCUCCGUUCACGAAAUAGGGCAGAUUUGAGCUUAAUUUGUGACCUUGACCUUUGACCUACAGACCUGGUUCGUAUGCUUUGCGCAUCAUCUCAUUGCCACCUACCUACAUGCCAAGUUUGAAGUCAAUACCUUGAAUGGUUAAUAAGUUAUGCUCCGUUCACGAAAUAGGGCAGAUUUGAGCUUAAUUUGUGACCUUGACCUUUGACCUACAGACCUGGUUCGUAUGCUUUGCGUAUCAUCUCAUUGCCACCUACCUACAUGCUAAGUUUGAAGUCAAUACCUUGCAUGGUUAUUUAGUUACCUGGACACCAAAUAUGAUGGACAGUUUUGACCUUUUAGCUCAGCUGGUGACCUUGACCUACAGAGCCUGUUCAAGCACUCUGCACCUCGUCUUAUCACCUUCUACCAAUAGUCUUAUCACCUUCUACCAAUAUACCAAGUUUAAAGUCAAUACCUUUAAUGGCUUAAAGUUAUGCUCUGGACAAAAAUUAUGACGGAUGGACAGAUGCAUGCGCCAUCACGUAAUACAUCCGGUUAUUUUCAAAACGGGCAUACAUUGUGUAUUGAUUGAGGUUUUGUCAGAUUCCUUAAAAGUUUGACUUUCAUACAGCUUAUGUUGUUCUGUUAGCUGUGUUAUCAGAUUGAAAGCAAGUAGAUCUAGUUGUUACCUUUUUAUACAUGUAUGUUUAGCUCUUCUUGUUACCAGUAGAUAAAAUGUUUUAUAAUUACUUUGUAUUUUAUAUUGAAUCAAAUGUGCAAUAAAUUGUUUUUAAAGUUAUAA